Pocillopora meandrina is the source of this 6078-nucleotide messenger RNA. NCBI's taxonomy places the organism in Eukaryota, Metazoa, Cnidaria, Anthozoa, Scleractinia, Pocilloporidae. The record is from the annotation of a GenBank genome assembly.
AUGGACCCGCCUAACUUGCGAUACAUUGUUCAAACAACGAUCAUAAAAUACUUAGUUUGCAGUAGUGAUAUUUCACGGCAACACAUCGUAAUGCUGGAGUAUCUUCGAAAUUUUGGGCAAGGCAUUUUUGGAGACGAAAUUCUUUCACAGGUCUUUGAAGAUUUUCCUGGUGAACUCACCGAUGAACUCUUAUCUGUCUUGUCACCUCCGCAUCUGAAGCAAUUAAAACUGAGAAGCUGUAAUCGUUUGUCGUGCAGUGGACUUCAAACAGCAAUCGCUAAGUAUGUGGAUUUGAAGAAGUUAAACUCUUGAUUAUUCAGAUUCAUUUAUCUAAUUAUCGAAAAAUUAACAUCCAAGUGCAAACUGUGUUACACUCGUUUCCUUGCAGAUGUCACCAGCUUCAAGCAAUUGAUUUCACUGAAUGUAUCCACCUCCUUCAUCCAGUCGUGUUUUGCUGUAUUAAAGAGAAAGCAACAAAAUUGGUAUCUCUAUCUUUUGAAAAUUCAGAACUUGUCUCUGAUGACAUUGUUCAGGUAAGUAUGCAUUCAAGGCACUAAUAAGUUAUCACACAUAUCAACGUAUUUGAAAUAAACAUUACUUACAUCACCGGCAUUUCAGUUAGAAACAUGGGAAAAUAGGACCCAAAUUUUGCUGUUCACAUGCAGGAUGUCAAUAAGUAAUUUUUAAUGAGCACAUCUAAAAUUAACCUGGACAUGAUAAUUAUUUCUGAGUAAGUAUGCUACCUAUAACACAGUGACAGCUUGAAAUAAGAUUGUGAGAUUUCUUCCUGGAGCGACUGAUUUCCACCAAUCCCUUUGUAGUGUACUAUGAUUAUCAGUUGAGCUAGAUGGGGUAAAAGUUUGGUAAUAGGUUUUUGCAUGGCCAACCUUUCUUGUGUCCAAUGGUAACCAAAUAUCAAGAGCCGUGCAUCACCAACCAUCAAUUAUGAAAGCCUGCUGAAAACUGAGCCAGUUUUCUGCUAUAACAAUAUGAUUUUAAUGUCAAAUCAUGGUUGCCAAACUACUGUUAUACCUCAUUCAACUGAAAAAUUGUACUGUGUGGGAACUCUGGUGGAGACUGAGUUUAAUAAGUGUGCUUUUUAUCUUAGACAAUGUACAAAAUUCAAAUAAAAUUAAAACUCACAAUAUUUAAAUAUUAUUGUAUUGUUAUAUGUUACUCCUAUCUUCCCAUGCUGUCCACAUAUAAUGUACUGAACUUGUUUCCUUUUUAGGUGGCUUUGAUGUGCUGCCCAGGCUUAAAACACCUCAACCUUUCCAGCUGUAAAAACAUUACUGAUGCUGCUUUUGCAAUUCGUAAUUCUAAGAAAGAAGCAAUGAUCACAGAUCCUACUCACCAAAUGCCUCAUGCAGGUUUUGGCCUUACCAACGUCGAUAUAUCAGGCUGUCGCUCACUAUCAACUGAUACAGUGAAACACCUUGUCAGUUUGUGUGGAUCUAGUUUAACAAGCAUCAAUCUUGCUUACACAGGAGUUAAUUGCAUGGCAUUGCUGUACUUAGCCGGAUUAAACAUAGAUAAAGUAGCAAGAAUCAUGCACAAUGCAGUUGCCACUGAUCUUGCUUCGACAUCAAACCAAGAGACAGUACAGGAAAUUCCCAAUCACAAUCAGUGGUGUAAUGAUGUCAGUGAUUCUGUUAAAACACAGCCAUCCCCAAUGAUGUCAAAAGAUAAUGAUCUUUCACUUAAUGAAAAUUUGUUGAAUGAGAUGGAAGUUUUAACACUAAAGUUUGUUCUCCCUACAUGUCAUGUGGAUGAACAGAAUAAAGCACAAGAUGGACAGAGCCAUAAGGAGUUUGGGUCUGAUACCUCUUUUGCAGUUUUUUCCAGUUUGUCCCCAGAAAUCCCACCAAGUGACAAAGCUUCUGAACAUGAAAAUGCAAGGUUUGGAGAUGAAGAGUGCAAUGAUGAUAAUGGUGAACGAAAUUUCAUGGAGAGAGCUGGAGAUAGGACAAUUUGCUGGAAUGACAUUCCCACUGAAGAUGGAUCCAAGGCAACUGUUGAUAGUGAAAGUACUAGUUGUAACAGAAUGCAGUUACUUUCAAAACAAGAAGAAAUUACAAGUACUUGUAAACUUAGGAGUGUGGGCAACAGGGAGCUUGGCUUGGAGAGAUAUGACUUAAUGACUGUUGGAAAACAAACUACAGAACACUGUGGGUCAGAGGAAAUUUUAGCUCGUGAAGAUAAUUUUGAAGUAGAGAGCCAUCCAGUACAUGAUGACACGACACCACGAUGUGAAGAGGCUGGUGAGGAAAAGUCUACACCCAACUAUCUUUCCUCACCUACCACAAGUGUGAAUUGUGAUAUAACUUCUACAGAGUCAGCUUUAGAGGAUGAAGAUGCAGAAAUUAAGGAUUUUAGAAUCCAUGCUAGGAGUGGGGAAGGAGAGAAACUUGUUGACGUUCUUCCCAGUAUUUCGUUGCUACAUUUAGAUGAUGUGGAUAAUGAUUACAGCUCUGCCGCAUGUAAAAUGUCAUGUGCAGGGUGCAAAUCUUCCACCCCUUCCAAUAUCCCUAAAAAAAAUGGGAUAGGCAAGGAGUCUAAGAAUUGUUGGGAGGUUAAAGAUGUGCUAAUUGAUGGUGAGGAAGAAGUUAACCCCAAUCAGCAUACAAUUUAUACUGGUGAAAAGGACAACAAAAGUACGCCCGACUGUUUACUGUCACCCAAAGGAGUUAUUCAAAUCAGUGAUUUGUUAGUAACGCAGAGUUUUCAGCCACAAAUUGCAACAUUGGACAUUACUGGCAUGCAUUAUCCAAGCAAACAGCUAGGUAAUGCAUGCUUGAAAAUUUUCUCUCAUGCUAAUGAGGGUUUGAAAAAUUUUACAAUAUCGUGGUUGGAACUGGAGGAUGGAAUGUUGAGAUACAUUCUUAGGCAUCAACCUGACCUGGAAUCUUUGUCUUUGGUAUGUAAAUGUAGAAAUAUCCAUGAAAUAUUGUUAUUAUUUGUAUGGGUUAGACAUGAAUGUAUGCAACUUGUAGAUAUUAGUAAAAUAACUAAGAUACUUGGUAAUGGCUGAGAAACCUCUACUUUAUUGUUCAAGCAAACCCAUAGCUUUUGAUGAAUUAGUAGCCUGCAGUGCGGGCUUCUUAUUAGGGCAAGUUAAUGUGAAGAAGCUUGCAAAUGUUUGUUUGACCGGCCUUGUUUCGUUAAAAAUAUUCACUGCCCCUGAACCCCUCUCUUCUCCUUUUUUUUGACUGUCGCUCACCACCUUGGUACGAAUUUCUUUUUCUCUCCAAAAUUUUGCUGCUGUAAAAGUGAAAGAUGAAAGCCAUAAUUUUCACCAACAUAAUACAGAGUAUAAACACCGGCUAAAAUUAUGCUUGCACUGCAGGUCAAUGAUUUAGCAAUAGACUGAACUUUCAAUCUGUGUGGGUGUGUAAUUGCCUAAGUGGGGUGUUGAUGGGAAACUUGAAAAAGUCUGGUUAUUUUGUGGAACCUCUCCUUUGGGACAUCUACAUCUAGGGAACUCUUGCUCUGCUCAUAAGAGUGACCCCAGAAUGGAAGUUCCACUGUAGUUUGCCUUUGCCUUAUGAUUUACAAACUUUUCUUGUGGUCUGUAUAACGUCUUGACAAUUUAGAUAUGUAAAAUGUUAUUAUCAUAUUUCAGAUGAUCCAAAGAGAAACACACGAGGGGAAUUUGACUCAAUCAUACCUUCAGAGUAUCCAAAAAUUAGACUUACACAAAGUUAGAGGAUUUGUUUCUCCUUUCACUCUUUCCAGGUUGAUUGUGAAAAGCUCAGCAACCUUUCCCUGAUCUCCAUCCCUGUGCACUGUCCAACACUCAGCAGCUUUGAGCUGAAGGGUAUGUGUUAUGUCACUGACCAUGGACUGGUGCCUCUCACAAGGAGCAAGCAUCUACAAUCCUUGUCCUUGGCUGAGGCUGCUAUCACUGACUUUACACUUGAGAGCAUAGCAAAGGGCUGUGGGGAAAAGGUGAAAUACAUUGUAUAAGACUGAAGGGAGCAGGAAAGAUAUUGAUUUAGAAAGAGCUUUGUAUGGGACAAGCAUAGUAGCUCUAUGAGAAAUGUGGGGAGUGGGGUGAAGCAAAGAAACAAUUAAGGUGAUUUUAUUACUUUAAAGGGAGUUGGAUAAGUGAUUGAUUAGCCACCAUAGCAACUUGUGUCGUUAUUUGAUAGCAUACACUUCUGAGGCAUAUUUGUUUUGUUUCCGUGUUUACACGGUUGAGGGUUGAAGGUAGCCCAGAGAAAGUGCUCGAAUGACAGGAAGUAUUCGGACAUAUUUUGUCUACAUAGACGUGUAGUGUGAUCUCUGCACAAUCAGCCGGUGAGAAGAUCCCCAGUUAUUAGCGCUUCAGAGUGAGUGUUUCUUCGCGUGGGAAUAAGUUUGAGGCUUUGAGCAAUGCUGGUAGACCCCUCCCUGACUCUUCUCAAAUUCUUCCGCGGGCGGAGAAACGCUCGUAGCCGUUAUAGUGGGGGCCUGAUCGCGGGCUGUUGUACGGUCGACUGCCUUUAAUUUUGGGUUCAAGCCACGAGUCGUGAGACUAGCCCAGUUCUCAAGCACCUGUUAGACGUACAAUUUUUAGGCAGGUACUGAAAUAUGGAUAUGUUUUUCUUUUCUGUAGCUUAAAGUCUUGGACAUAUCCUGGUGCGAAGACGUCACGGAUCAGGGAAUAUCAGCAGUGGCAAAUUCUUGUCGCUCCCUUCAACGACUUGGUCUACGACAAUGUGCAGCUUCUAAGCCCACCAUCACUGCACUUGGAAAGAACUGCCAUAAUAUUUCUUGCCUGAAUAUUGCAGGGAUUGAUAGCUUUACAGAUGAUGCACUCAGUAGCUUGGCUAAGAACAUGCCGCUUCUUAGAGAAAUAGAUGCAAGCUGGAACUCUUGUUUAUCGGACAACGGCAUCAAAGCCCUGAUGCAAAGCUGUGUAAAGCUCAAGAAAGCAGUUUUGAACGGUUUAAAGCUCAUAACCUCCCAGCCAUUUUUGGGAAUUGUAGGAGAUUUAAAUUGUUGGAGUCUAUUACAAGAAUUGUGGAGAUACAACAAAAAAUUCCAAAGUGUGCUCCCUCAAGGAAAAGUUUCUCUGAAGCCUUGUGAUACGGUGAGUGAUUCGCUGAUUCCCAGUAAAACAACACUCGAGAAUUUUCGCUUCUCUUACCCACACCUUGGUGUCAAAAUCUACAAAUCUUUGACAUAUCUAAUUGAUAUUUUGUUUUUCCACGGUUACAUUUAGUUGAUCUUGAUAUAUUUUUUGUAGUUUUCCUUUCCUUACGUCACUGACGAAUGAGCAACAACGAAUGUGUCUGCUUCGUUGGGAAAAAAAGUAUUUGGUUUGAGGAAACAAAUUCCACGGUCAAUCAGAAUAACCUGGAAAAUCUCUCAUUAAAAAAAUAGCUCCUUAUCUGGAAUUCGCUCUUUUGUGGGAAAUAAACGUGGUGAAGUGGGGAAUUUUGAAUUGGAAAGUCCAGAUAUUCAAAUCUAUAGGCUAAACGACGCGGUCUAGGCCCAAUUUCUACCCGCUGUUCGGAAAUUGAGCUUACUUUCUUGCUCGGAAAUUCCUAGUCUGUCCGAGACAUUCGGUAGUGAAAAAACCAGGGAGGCUUGAGUCGGGUCGCGUGUCACGUAAUGCCAACCUCAGAACAGGGUAGAGUUUGUAGGGUAGCUUUGCGUGACAUCCUAAAGAACUGCGGCGAAGCUGUGAAAAAGAUUAAAAGAUCAAGGACGGAACCCGAGAAACCGGCGGAAGUCAAGUUUACAACUUGGUCUUGUCAACCUUGGCUUGCAACCAAUGUUUUUUCUUUCUCUCGUUUGUAGGAAACAGCCAAGUCCCUUGGUGACCAAAUGCCAUGUCGCUCCAUGUCCUUUGCGCCCUCGUUACGGCAUAUUGAACUUGAAUACAGCGACAAAGUGAAUGAUGAUCAUUUGGCAGCAAUCGUAGCAAUCUGUAGAGGAACCUUGUACGUUAAAGAUUAUUAUGGACAGUCAGUUGAGCCCAAAUGGAUAUUUCGAUAAAGUUAUAGCGUACAACACAAAAAUGCUUUUUAUUUCCUGAUGUACUUGACGUAAUGUCACCUUGAGCGGCUUAAAAAUAAAUUAAAUGCAAAU